AACUCGUCGUCUUUCCACAUGUUCCGCACUCUCCUUCUCUUCCUCUUCUGCCCAACGGCCACACUUCUUCUUGCAAGUAGCAGUGAUGUCAAUUUAAACAUUUCAUCUGUGUUUAAGGAUUGCAAUAGUAGCUGUGACACACGCUUAACAGCAAGUAAUAGCGAUGAUUCUCCCAACGUGCUACGAUCACUUGAGGAAAAUGUAACAGCAACAGCAAGAGCAAGAGCAACAGCAACAACAACAGGACCAGGAACAGCAACGGCAACGGCAACUGCAAAUGUAACAGUUGUCUCACCAUCAUCACAAUCAAGACCACGACAAUCAACAUCGCCGCCAUCUAUAUCAAUACAACCAACACCAUCAACAUUUUUAUCACCACCACCAUCAACUUCUUUAUCGCCAACUCUAUCACCGGCACGGGUACCAACAUUUUCAUCACCAGCAACACAAUCAAUACUAAUACGAGCGUCAGGUAACCACCAAUUUUGGAAAAGGAAAGUCGUUAUAGGGGUUGCAAGUGCUGUAAUGGGAGGAUUCAUGAUAUGCAUCAUAAUUUGUUGCUUUAGAUACAAGUUAUUAACCCAACCAAUCAAACUUUGUUCGACCACAAAGAGUGAUCAAGACAUUGAAGCAUUCUUAAAAAAUAAAGGAGCUGUAGCACAAAAAAGAUACAAAUUUUCAGAAGUCAAGAAAAUGACCAAUUCCUUCAAAGUUAAACUGGGUCAAGGGGGUUUUGGUGCCGUAUACAAAGGACAGCUAGUCAGUGGUUGUCCUGUGGCUGUAAAAUUAUUGAACUCAUCCAAAGGAAAUGGUGAAGAAUUUAUCAAUGAGGUUGCUACCAUCAGUAGAACCUCUCAUGUUAACAUUGUGACCCUUCUUGGAUUUUGUUUGGAAGGCCGCAAAAAAGCUCUCAUCUAUGAGUUUAUGGACAAUGGUUCCCUUGAAAAGUUUAUUUACAAAAAAGGGUCACAAACCAUUGUAUCUUUGAGUUGGGAGAAUUUGUGUCAAAUCUCAAUAGGGAUUGCUCGAGGGUUGGAGUACUUGCAUAGGGGAUGCAACACUCGAAUUCUACAUUUUGACAUAAAACCACAUAAUAUUCUUUUGGAUGAGAAUUUUUGCCCCAAGAUAUCAGAUUUUGGGCUAGCAAAGCUCUGUCCCAGAAAAGAGAGUAUUAUUUCCAUGUCAGAUACUAGAGGGACAAUGGGGUAUUUAGCACCAGAAAUGUGGAAUAGACGUUUCGGUGGAGUUUCACAUAAGUCUGAUGUUUAUAGCUAUGGGAUGAUGUUGCUAGAAAUGGUAGGAGGGAGGAAGAACAUUGAUGCUGAAGCCAGUCACACAAGUGAGAUAUACUUCCCGCAUUUGGCAUACAAGAGGCUUGAGUUGGACAAUGAUUUAAGAACAGAUGAGGUUAUGACCACGGAAGAAAAUGAGAUUGCAAAGAGAAUAACCAUAGUGGGUUUAUGGUGCAUUCAAACAUUUCCAAAUAAUCGACCUACAAUGAGUAGAGUGAUAGAAAUGUUGGAAGGCAGCAUGAAUUCUUUGGAAAUGCCACCAAAACCUAUGUUUUCUUCUCCUACUAGAUCGGCAACUCCUCUUGAAAUUAGUUGAAUUGCAUUUUGAGCAAGUCUGUCAAGUUAUAUUGUAAAACGGAUCACUGUACCUUUUUUUUUUUUUGUACUUUUUAAUCGUCCUGAAAAUCAAAUGGAUCUCACAUACGUGAUAAA
Molecule: messenger RNA, 1724 nt
Organism: Glycine soja
Lineage: Eukaryota; Viridiplantae; Streptophyta; Magnoliopsida; Fabales; Fabaceae
Product: LEAF RUST 10 DISEASE-RESISTANCE LOCUS RECEPTOR-LIKE PROTEIN KINASE-like 2.5
Exons: 5
Coding region: 19-1608 (529 amino acids)
Biological process (GO): protein phosphorylation
Molecular function (GO): ATP binding; protein kinase activity
Source: RefSeq, a predicted model, not a curated record